UUGAAUAUAACAGUGGCAGCAUUCACCGAUUUCAGUCCGGAGCCCAAACCAGUGUGGCGUCACAAUGGUGUCGAUAUUGCUGAAGAUGACCCUCGAUAUUCCUUUGAAGCUUAUGGAAAAACGCUGGUGUUCAAUGUCAGCAUGGAAACAGCAGGCCAGUACGAAUGCGUUUUCCAAACCGAGUCGAAUUUGGAUCGCCCUGCGCCAUAUUGGCCGGAUGGUCCACCUCCAAACAAACGCACAAGCGAAGGUGAAAACGUGAGCUUCGAUUGUAUCGCUUAUGGAAAACCAGUACCCGUGAUUACAUUUUAUAAAAAUGGUGUUGAGAUGAAACCGAAGCCUGGUGACGCCGCUAGCAGAAACUGGGUGAUCACAGGCAAUACUCUAACAUUAUACAAUGUGAAGAAGGGUCUUGCUGGAAGUGGUGAUAAUGCUGUGUAUCAGUGCAAGGCUGAAAACAAGCAUGGAUAUUUGUGGGCCAAUUUUUACCUCAAUCUUCUUGGUUAG
This is a messenger RNA of Gongylonema pulchrum, 507 nucleotides long. The record is from the annotation of a GenBank genome assembly. Lineage: Eukaryota; Metazoa; Nematoda; Chromadorea; Rhabditida; Gongylonematidae.